GUCAUUCGCUGAUGUCAAACACAAAACAAAAAUUCGGAAAAUCAUCAUCGCUGGUCCGAUUGCGGCAAUUCAACACCAUUUUCGUUCGUUUUCCGUAGUUUUGUGCUAGCCAAUCAACCAUGUCUGCCCGGUACGAUCGCGCUGUAACGGUAUUCUCACCGGAUGGUCACCUGCUGCAGGUCGAAUACGCCCAGGAAGCCGUCCGGAAAGGAUCCACUGCGGUCGGUGUCCGCGGAAAAGAUGUUGUGGUGCUAGGCGUGGAGAAAAAGUCCGUCGCCAAAUUGCAGGAAGAGCGAACGGUGCGUAAGAUUUGCUUACUGGACCACCACGUGGUCAUGGCUUUCGCCGGACUGACUGCCGAUGCGCGCAUUCUCAUCAACCGGGCACAGGUUGAAUGUCAGAGCCACAAGUUGAACGUGGAAGAUCCAGUCACUCUGGAGUAUAUUACCCGUUUCAUCGCCGGCUUGAAACAAAAAUACACCCAGAGUAACGGACGACGUCCGUUCGGUAUAUCCUGCCUGAUCGGCGGUUUCGAUUACGACGGCCAGCCUCACCUGUACCAGACGGAACCGUCCGGUAUCUAUUACGAGUGGAAAGCCAAUGCCACGGGGCGAUCGGCAAAGACAGUGAGAGAGUUCCUGGAGAAAUACUACAGCCCAGAACAGGUCGACACCGAGGAAGGCGCCAUCAAGCUGGCCAUAAAGGCGCUGCUCGAGGUGGUGCAGUCCGGACAGAAAAACCUCGAGGUAGCCGUCAUGAAACGUAAUCAGCCGAUGCAGAUGUUGGAUGCGGAUACGAUCGAAAAGUAUGUGGCGAUCAUCGAGAAGGAGAAGGAAGAGGAAGCCGAGAAGAAGAAGCAGAAAAAGUAAAUUUCCUUUCUUUUGGUAUUUCGAUGGUCUUGAGGUAUGUUUAAUAUUAUUAAAAAUUAUACAUUGGAAUAAAUAACUGCAAGGAUCAGUAUAAGCAUU
Uranotaenia lowii is the source of this 968-nucleotide messenger RNA. RefSeq names its product proteasome subunit alpha type-7-1 (gene Prosalpha4). Gene Ontology annotation, cellular component: proteasome core complex; proteasome core complex, alpha-subunit complex; nucleus. The transcript is spliced from 2 exons. Gene Ontology annotation, biological process: ubiquitin-dependent protein catabolic process. Lineage: Eukaryota; Metazoa; Arthropoda; Insecta; Diptera; Culicidae. The coding region runs from base 120 to 869 and encodes 249 amino acids. The record is from RefSeq and is a predicted model, not a curated record.